AUGAACUUCUGGAAAUUAGCCAAGAUCGAAGAAUUACUACCUGGAAGAGAUGGAACAAUAAGAUCUGCUGCUGUGAAAGUGGCUAACGACACAAGAAAACCCGUUUUGUUAAAGAGAGUCAUACAACAACUUAUUCCCAUCGAAGUGCGAUCCGACGAAGCAACAAUAAUGGACGAAGGUGAAGAAGAAAAGAACGGGACUACGACUGGCAAUGAAGAGAAACUGAAUCAUCGACCUCGUCGAACAACUGCCAUCCCAGGAGAAGCAAGAAGGAGAUCUUCAAAUAUGAAGUAACUUUAAUAUGUGACUCUUACUCAGGCCGAUUAAUGCCUGGCUCUUGUUGGCUCUGCCCACGCUGACUUGAUAUGUCCGCGCGAGUUGCGCGCGCGAUUCAACAUAUCCAGCGUGUUGCCGUUUGACUGCGUUUUGCCGUUCGAAUGAAACUGAAAUUUAAUAACUAUGAGCUGUUGGAUUAUUUUAUAUUAUGUUAGAUUAUAGCAACCAGCAGGGAUGAGUAAAUUAUCAGUUUUUCUUGUACAAUUGGCCGUUGUAUAGUAUAAUAUAUCAUAUUAUGCGAUAUGCGGCGACCUUUGAACUUUGAUAUAUAACGCUAUUGCGGGAUUUUAUGUCUCAAUUAUUCAACAUCGAUUUGUGCUUCCUCUUUAGUUUCCCAAUCACAGAAAAAUAUUUGAAAUACAAAUAAGUACUCAGCAUAUGGAUCGUUCAAACUUUUUGGGGUGGUGUUGUUUAGGUGUGACAUAUUUCUCUUAAAAACUUGAGGACGCAAUAAAUGUUGUUGUUGAAAUAUAAUAUCCUUUCAUAUAAAGACUCAGACUCCUGUCGAAUAUUCUCUCAAUAUAUAAACGAAGAUAUGUAAUUAUCAUAUUGUACUUCUGUACACAUUUUUCUCUCUGUUCCUCGCAUAUUAUUUGAAUACACUACUUACUAGUUGUAAAUGAUUUAUCAGUCAUUGUGUAUUUGUAUUUCAUAAUAUUUUGUUUCACGACAGGGGCUUAUAUUAAUGAUAAUGGCGAGCGCGAAUUCAUCACGCAAAAAACGCUUUGGACUUGCCGACUUACAAGACAACGUUAAUGUCGGUCGCUAAUACGUAGAUUUUGUCCAGAGUACAGCCAAUUUUGGUCCUACAAUUAGAUUUGUAAGCAUUGUAAUCUGGAACGAUCGUUUUAGUGGAAAUUAUAUUGACAUUGUGCGAGACAUUGUUGUAAUCACAGCAAUAUUUUCAUAUCAGUGGCAUAAUCUUUAAGUUCCGAAUUACCACAUUGCAGUAUAAGAGUAAAAGGUUCCGUGAUAAUAUUUUUGCACAUAUCCAUGAAUGUUUAGUAAGUCGGCAAGCCGUGUUUAUAAACAUCAAGUUAAUUUCCAUUAUCACCGCCUAUAUCUUGUCACGUGACCAGUUUCCAUGGAACCCAAAUAGUUAAAAAAUAUCGGCAGUUGAUUUUCAACAUCUCACCCAUAAAUAAGGGUCGUAGUGUAUUCUGUUAAUUUUUAAUUAAUUUUUAAAGAUUAUUUUUAUUUUCCCACUCCUUACGAAAUUGGAGCCAGGCAUUAAUGCACCUGAGUAACAUUUUAUAUUUCUGUUUAUUAUCGAAUUUCACUACAAAAGAAAGUAUAGGGAUAUAGGAACUGAAACAGUUAUGUGAACUUUGAUCACCAAAGGUGAUCAACCUCGGGCAGUGUCAUAAAUGUUUAAUAUAUUACUAUACUAACCGGAAGUAUUAACAUAUUUGUUGACAUUUUAUAGCUAGCGCUACUAACCACACCUUAAACGUGACAUGUAAUAUAAGUUGUUUUUCGUAAUAUAUAUUUAUAGACUACAAAAUGGUGUCGAAUUCGAAUGUUUAUUACAUCAUAUCCACAAACGUUGACAGUGAAAAAGUUGCCCAAGAUGGGAUUUUUUAUUAUGACUAAAACUGUCUGUACCAGUGUUGGUAGUACCAAUGUGAAAAUGCUGUGCUGAGUGGUUAUAUUACUACCUUAAAAAUAAGCAGAAACUCGACCUUUCGAGCGAAGGCCCUUCGUCAAGAGUUACAUUUCUUCGAAUAUUACAUUUCUUCGAAUAUUACAUUUCUUCGAAUCUUAAAUUUCUUCGAAUAUUACAUUUCUUCUUACAUUUCUUCGAAUAUUACAUUUCUUCGAAUAUUACAUUUCUUCGAAUAUUACAUUUCUUCGAAUGACUCAAAUAUAAUUAUAUUACACACAAAAAAAAUCGUAUUUGUGUUAGUCACAGUUUCACUUUGUUUUCCCAAGAGUUUCGCACGAAGUCGAAAGAAAAACCAACAACAUUCAUACAACAAUUGUAUUUGAUGACAAAAACUCUAUAGUGGAAACGAGUUUAAAAUUAAACGAGCCAUUGCAGAUGGUUUUAGAAGCAUAACCUGUUGCCUGUUGUGUAUUUUUCUUCACUUUUGCGUUCUUUAUUUGAACACAAACUGGUAAAAUCGUAGUUUAUAAAAUUAAAUCAAUCUAAAAUUUGUGUUUCCUUUAUUGUUAAAAUAGGGGCACGUCCAGAACGCCAUAUUUUAGCCUAAUUUACAACCCGGCGAAGAAUUGCAUUUUCCUUGUUCAGGUAUGACAUAUACGUCUUAUAUGCCGGGCAUUGACUUUCAUGAUUACAAGAUAAUCAUUUUUACCGAACAAUUUUGUAGUCACCUGCGUCGAACCCAGAGAACAGCGCUUAUGAACUUCAUGCUGUGCCUAAAGACUUUGAUAGCAGCAGUCCUGAGGGUAAGACAUGUUUAAACUAACUUUAUUUAUACUGGAUAGCUUUAUCAGUUUUAAACUGUUCUUCUUAGAGGUCCAGUAAGGAUAAUCUCUUAUUGAUUCUGUGUUAUUGCAGGAGGAAAACUAAACUGUCAUGAAUUUCGCUAGCACUUGAAAAAGUUGCAUAACUUGCUGCAUGGUUAAAUGAAUUUCUUGUAUUUGUAGUGUCGGGCGGCAAGCGUUCAGCGGGUAUCACUGCUGUUUGGGUUGCUAGAAACAGAUUUGCUGUCUUGGACAAGACACAUACGGUAUGGAAUAUUGCAGAAAAUUCAACAUGGGGUAGACAUACCUAAGAUUUUUUCGAAGUUCAUGUUACUUCAAAGUUGCGCUAUUAACCCAUUAAGAUGCGUGCUACACACGUAAAAAUCUCGCAUCUUAUAGCAAGUCUGCCAAUGAUAUAACAAGAAUGUUACAAGGUUGUUCUAACAAGUGUGAUACAGUCAUGAUAUAACAAGAAUGUUACAAGGUAGUUCUAACAGGUGUGAUACAGUCAUGAUAUAACAAGAAUGUGACAAGGUUGUUCUAACAAGUGUGAUACAGUCAUGAUAUAACAAGAAUGUUACAAAGUUGUUCUAACAGGUGUGAUACAGUCAUGAUAUAACAAGAAUGUGACAAGGUUGUUCUAACAAGUGUGAUACAGUCAUGAUAUAACAAGAAUGUUACAAAGUUGUUCUAACAAGUCUGAUACAGUCAGGAUAUAACAAGAAUGUUACAAAGUUGUUCUAACAAGUCUGAUACAGUCAUGAUAUAGCAAGAAUGUUACAAGGUUGUUCUAACAAGUGUGAUACAGUCAUGAUAAAACAAGAAUGUUACAAAGUUGUUCUAACAAGUGUGAUACAGUCAGGAUAUAACAAGAAUGUUACAAAGUUGUUCUGACAAGUCUGAUACAGUCAUGAUAUAACAAGAAUGUUACAAGGUUGGUGACACAAGGUUGAUGACACAAGAUUGUAACAAUAUUGCUAUAUCAUGAAUGUAUCGGACUUGUUGGGACAACCUUGCAAAACUCUGAUAAUAUCCACAAGCUUGUUACAACCGUUAACAAGUUGUUCCGUAUUUGUUGACAGCUUGGGAGAAGCAGUGCGAACACAAUUUGUUGACGACUUGUCGGCAGACUUGCUAGAAGAUGUGAGAUUUUUGCGUGUGUCCUUUAUUUUUUUUACUCUGCAUAAGGCAUUGAAAUGAAUAUAACUGGAACGCCUUUCUUAAAGUGUGUAUGACAUGAAAUUUCUUAUCUUCUUAAAUGAACGAACUCUUUAAGCUGUAGUGUAACUUAUUUUUCAGUUUCUUGUUUUUGUUGCAUGCCCAUAUAUGGCAUGCAACUAUCAUAUAGCUUAAAAUUCGUCUCCGUUGUUGUUGUCGUUGAAACUUGCGGCAGAUCACAAGAAAUUUGAGAUAAUACGACGAAUACCGAGUUAUACGGACAAGCAUUUAUGAGUUUUAUAUUAUUACAACAACGUGGAAUUUGAGCUGAAAAUCCGCUUUCGAGAGUCGCCUUUAAUAAACAAAAGUAGAUCGAGGUAAGUUUAAAAGUUUGGCUGCUUUUGGAGCCGUUGUGCUCGCAGGGCUAUUAGCGUGAAAGGCCACGCUCUCAAAAUACUCAAACUGAACGGAGCCAUUGUGCUCGCACUGAUUAUUUACCAGGGCUAUUUUAAUAGCGUGAAAGGCCACGCUCUCAAAAUACUCAAGUUGAAACGGAGCCAUUGUGCUCGCACUGAUUAUUUAUCAGGGCGCUAUUAGGAAAGGCCACGCUCUCAAAUUGAACCUUGCCAUUGUGCAGGUAUAAAAAAGCAGCCCAUUGCCAUUGUGCUGGGAUUAUUGAGACUUUGCCAUUGUGCAAUUUUAAAACAAUUACAAAUACAAACUGUCAAAGACAAUACUGAAAGUAUACAAACUACAGUACACUAGUUAUUGACAAUUUAAUACUGUAACGAAACUAUAUUAAUUAUUCCAAACAGUGAGAAUACCAUAUGGGUGUGCCAAUUGAGAUAUACCAAGCAAGAAUUGGUUCGCAUAACAAUUUUGUGCAAGGACGACAGUGUAUGAAUCAAAUGAAAGGUAAAUUUUGGAACCAUAUGUUAGUAAUGUUCUACUUAGAAAUAUUUUAUUUACCAUGCUUGAAAAUUCUAGUUGCAAAGAUUGAAAGUAAUAAAUGAAGUUUGCAUGUGGUAUACACAGAUGGUAUCUUAUCAUGUUUAUGUGCAAUUGCUAUUGAGGCUUGCAAAUGAUGUAGAGGAAAAUCCAGGCCCAAUUAAUAUCCAUGAUAUUGUUGAUCAUAGUUUUACGGUUCGAGCAGAUUUCAACCAAG
This is a messenger RNA of Paramuricea clavata, 5086 nucleotides long. The record is from the annotation of a GenBank genome assembly. Lineage: Eukaryota; Metazoa; Cnidaria; Anthozoa; Malacalcyonacea; Plexauridae.